AUGAGCGAGCGUGAUGUUGUCGCUUACACAGCAAUGAUCUGCGCUUUUCUUGCCGAUGAGAGAAUUACCGACGCGGAGCAACUCUACGAAGCAAUGCCAGAGAGGAAUCUGGUAGUUUGGACUGCAAUGAUAACAGCAUAUGCCCGGCUUGGGUAUCUUUUUAGAGCGGAAAAGAUAUUCAACCAAAUGCCCGAGCGGGACGUUAUCGCUUGGAAUGCCAUGGUCGCUGCGUAUGCACGGGAGAGAUCGCUCGGUCGGGCGUUAGAAAUCUUCCAAACCAUGCCUGAGAGAGAUUCCGUGUCGUGGAACGCGCUCUUAUCAGCAUAUGCCGUUCAAGGGCAUCUAGAAGCCGCUAAGGAAACGUUCGAUGAUAUGCCAGAGAGGGACAUUGUCUCGUGGAGCUGUAUGCUCUCGGCUUAUACCUUGAAUGGGCAUCUUGAGAAAGCUAGCGAGCUUUUUCACAGGUCUCCAGAGUGGAGCGUCGUUUCGUGGGCUUGUAUGCUCGACGCUUUCUCGCAAAAGGGUCUCCUGGAAGACGCGAAGUCGGUGUUUGAUGUUAUGCCCGAGUGGAAUCUCGUGGCUUUUAACACGCUGUUGGACGCUUACGCUCAACAUGGCGAUCUUCAGAAAGCCAAGAACACGUUUGAUUCUUUCCCGGAGAGAGAUGAUAUCUCCUGGACUGCUUUGCUCAAUGCUUAUGCUCACCAUGGCCAUCUCUGGAAAGCCAAGGACUUGUUAGAAGUGAUACCACAAAAGUACGAAGCUCCGCCGUGGAACGCAAUUUUAGCUUCGUUGGCUCGAAAUGGUCACUUCGAUGCGGCGCUGGAGCAUCUUCACGAGAUGGAACUCGAAGGAAUUCCAGCCGACGAAGCGUCCUUCGCUUGCAUCAUUCUCGGUUGCAGCCACAAGGGAGAUCUCCACGAUGGCUGGUCAAAAGUCCGGUCCCUCAUCCUCGAUCAUAGUGUCCGGCUCACCAAGCAGCUAUACUGCUCCAUCACUGACCUGUUGAGCAGGGCUGGAUACUUGCGAGAAGCCGAGGAGAUUUUGUCUGGUAUGCCUUUCACCCCGGACGUUGUCGACUGGAGAUGUCUUCUUGGUGCGUGUAAACGCCAAGAAGAUACUCAAAGUGGAGCACAGGCUGCAAGGCAAGCUCUUGUGGCGAGUCCCGAAGAUCCAUCUUCUUGCGUACUGCUGGCCAACGUUGUCUCUGUAUAG
Messenger RNA from Selaginella moellendorffii, 1215 nucleotides. Its product is annotated as pentatricopeptide repeat-containing protein At4g02750. The coding region runs from base 1 to 1215 and encodes 404 amino acids. Lineage: Eukaryota; Viridiplantae; Streptophyta; Lycopodiopsida; Selaginellales; Selaginellaceae. The record is from RefSeq and is a predicted model, not a curated record. Gene Ontology annotation, molecular function: RNA binding; protein binding. Gene Ontology annotation, biological process: RNA modification. The transcript has a single exon.